Molecule: messenger RNA, 1456 nt
Organism: Pocillopora meandrina
Lineage: Eukaryota; Metazoa; Cnidaria; Anthozoa; Scleractinia; Pocilloporidae
Source: the annotation of a GenBank genome assembly
AUGCUGAUUUUCGUGCUCGUUUAUUUGUCCUUACCAGCAAAAACCCAGCCAGAAGAGGAUGGUGUCUUGUUUGAAAUCAAAGAAAACGUUUUUAAAUUUGAUGGAAACUCUAUUUGGCAGGGAAAAGCAAACUCUUUAUUGAGCUGUUCCCGGACAUGUGCGAGUCAAUCAGCUUGUAAACGGGUUAUUUUUGAAGGAAGCAAAGGAACAUGCUUUCUUCUCGGUGAAGGUCAAACACACUUGGCAAAUACGCUUGUUAAACAAGAUGGAACCUUUUAUUUGAAAAAGGUAAUUUAAAGUUGUACCCCUGCCAGUUCCUUGUUACUCCGGCAGGGUGCGUAGACAAGCGGCGGCUGUUCUAAAUUAUGCUUCUUUAACGGACUUGUGAAAUGUCUCCCUCAAAAAUGAAUCGACCUUAGCGAUAAUUUUUUUCGGUAAUCUUGCUUGCUCGUUGGCGAGAGAAUCAUUAAUAAUUUGAUUAGUAAGAAUUUAAGUCUAAUGGAACCUAAUCUUGAAUAAUGAUUCUUUUUGCAGAUCACCACAACAGGAGUUUACAGUUUAUUGGGUGGGUGAUGUAGAUUUGGCCAUCAAAACACAUCCUGCUUCAGUGUGAAUAGUAGUCAGUCCUGACACGUUCGACAACAAAAUCAGCUCGUUAUGUACUCAGACAUUUCCUUCGUCUCACGCACGUGUCAAAUGUUCCUGUAUUAAACUCAAAAUUUUCCAUCUUCCCAUCUGUAAUUAUUUUUCUAAAAAUGAAAUCCUUUUUUUUUCCUAAUGCAUCCCGUUCUAUACAGGUACCUCUAAAUCGGCAGCAAUUGCCUCGUGCCAGGCCCUUCAUAGCCAAUCUCAGUCGGGUGUUUAUUGGAUUGAUCCUGACGGUGGAUCCCACACAAACGCCUUCAGAGCGUAUUGUGACAUGAAAACCGAUGGAGGAGGCUGGACUCUAGUGUGGAGCUACUCCUUCACUAAUAACGUAGAUUUUACAGCUCAUUCAAAUGCAGUGACACCGAGACCCAACUGGCAAGUGACCCCUGAAGUGAAUGUCCCUAUAUCAACAACUCCUCCUUUAAAUGAAACAAACUUCAACGCCAUGAAUUUCUCGCUCUGGAAACUACUCGGCAGACAAAUCCUCAUCAAGAGCAACAUAAAUAACUGGCUGGUGUGUCAUCCAGGAACUGGAAGUUUGGUUGAUUGGCAAGAAGGGGAAGUCAGCUGUAAGGUAGUGAAACACGUGACUAACACCUGUACAAGUGCUUUGGCACCUUCCAAAAUAUCCCCAAGUAAAGGUUAUGGACCAAAACUUUACAGAGAUAGUGAAUGGUACAGCCUUUACUAUUACUUCGAUGGAUACACUGGCAAAGACUGGCCGUCUCACGAUCCUUGUGGUACGAGCAAGAGCAAUCAUUUAAAAAAUGUCGUUAAUCCACGUGGAAAUAUAUAUAUUCGUGCAUAG